CAUGCUCUGCUUUCUUCUUCUUCUUCUUCCUCUCGCCAACUGCAGCUGAAGCAAGAGACUUGUUGACCGAGCAAGCCCGUCAAUGGACCACCUGCUGCACCAUGGGCACAAGAUGAGGAGGCCCGUCCCAAGCCACGAGGCGGCGCUGAGGUCCGUCCAGAAGCCCCCGGCCAAGCCGUGGCGCGCGGGCGGCGGGUUAACGCCCGCGCCGGCGCCGACGCCGCCCAAGGUGUACCGCGUGGAGCCCCGGGAGUUCCGCGACCUCGUGCAGAGGCUCACCGGCGCUCCCGCCAUGCACCAGCACCAGCACGGCCAGCAGCUGCUGCGCGCGCCGACGCAGCCGGUGCCCGUUCGUCCCGGCGGGAUCGGGAUCGAGGACGGCUUGUACGCGCCCUGGUGCUCGUUCCCGAUCAUGGGCCUGCCGGCGUCCAUGCACCCCGGCGGCCUCGACGGCCACCACCUCAUAUAGAUAUAGGAUAUGCAUAUGCAUGGUAGCUCAUCGUCUCGGCCGGCCGCCGCUGCUCUUGUAUUUGUAGGUACAUCCUUGCUUGCUUGAUCUAGCUAGGACACGACACGACAGGUAUAUAUAGGAGCGUGAUAGAUACUCUUUGCCCUCUUAAUUUGUAACUUAAUAUACGUAUUUAGUAGCAGCGCUUGUUUGAUGUAA
This is a messenger RNA of Hordeum vulgare subsp. vulgare (domesticated barley), 667 nucleotides long. RefSeq lists its product as uncharacterized. The transcript has a single exon. The record is from RefSeq and is a predicted model, not a curated record. Bases 83 to 469 code for a protein of 128 amino acids. NCBI's taxonomy places the organism in Eukaryota, Viridiplantae, Streptophyta, Magnoliopsida, Poales, Poaceae.